UUUCCCACAUCAGGCCACAGAAAUCCCAACUCUAACCUCUCCUCUUGGUAGCCGCCGCCUCCUCUCCUUGGUCUACUCUCUCCGCUCGUUCAGGCACCGGCCUGCGCCUCUCCGCAGCCAUCUCUCUUUCUUCCGUGGCUUAUUUCACGCGCCUCUGCUCGUUCUUUAAGUUCUUGUGUUUGGUGCUUUUAUGGGUGAACGAGAUUUGGUUGAUCAAGAUAAGCUGAUAUUAAGGGGUUUGCAGUUUCAUGGAUUUCAUGGGGUGAAACCAGAGGAAAAGAAGCUAGGUCAGAAGUUUGUGGUGGAUGUUGAUGCCUGGUUGGAUUUAAGUGAAGCUGGUAAAAGUGACAAUUUGUCUGAUACAGUCAGCUAUACUGAAAUUUACAGGAUUGUUAGAGAUGUUGUGGAGGGUCCAUCUCAGAAUCUUUUGGAGUCAGUAGCUCAUCUAAUUGCAAAUACCACAUUGCUGAAGUUUCCACAGAUAUCUGCUGUCCGAGUCAAGGUCGGGAAACCUCAUGUUGCUGUCCAUGGAACUAUUGAUUACUUGGGUGUAGAGAUACUCAGAUACAAAAAGAAUGAGAAACCUGAGUCAAUGUAAGCUGCUGUAUGGGACAUAAUUUAUGUCUGAGCAACCUCUUGGUUUAAGAAGCUUUCCCAUGUAAACAAGCUGUCUUUUGAGCUAUGUAAAAGUAAUCAAAUUUCUUCUCCUUGUUUAAAUUGUCCAUGAAAUUUCAUGACGUCAAUCAAAAAAAAAUGAGACAUUUGGUUGGUAGUUGGAGAUCA
This is a messenger RNA of Phoenix dactylifera (date palm), 783 nucleotides long. The record is from RefSeq and is a predicted model, not a curated record. Lineage: Eukaryota; Viridiplantae; Streptophyta; Magnoliopsida; Arecales; Arecaceae.